UUUCUGACGUUGCAAGGACAUGUCCAAACCAUAAAGGUUUUUCUUUUAUUAGUGGUGGGUGGCUAUGGAGCAAUUCUCCUCGUCGGUCAAUUUCUAUUCCAAGGAGUGCUCCGUGCCAAAAUUGUAGGAUGGAUCUGCACUGUGUAUUCUGUAUGUACGUAUGUAGCACCAUUAUGCAUAGUGAGAAAAGUUAUCAAAACCAAGAGCGUGGAAUACAUGCCAUUUCUCCUAUCACUUUUCCUCACAUUAGGUGCUGUCAUGUGGUUCUUCUACGGCUUUCUUAUAAAAGACCCCGUCAUUUAUUCACCAAACAUAUUGGGAUUCAUCUUCGGUAUUCUACAAAUGGUGCUUUACGCCAUUUACAACAAGAAAGAGAAGAACAUCGUGAAGGAGCAGAAACUUCCAGAGCUACUACAAAAUCAUGUCAUAAUUUUAGAUGAUCAGAAAAAGCUUCCUCAUUUAACUGAAGAGCAGAUUAUUGACAUUUGGAAGCUUGGUUCACUGGUUUACUGUGAGAAACUUAAUGCACGUGGUGCUGAAGCAGCAGCUAAUGUUGAGAAUAUGCCAAAGCUGCAAACUGUGCAUACCUAAGACCUAUGAUUAAUUAUCAAACCUAAAGUAAUCUAAGAUUGGAAUUGGCAGUUUCCUUUCGUUUGCUUUUUCCUAAUUAUCCUAACGUGUUUUGUUUGUAUACACAAGUGAAUUCUCAGCUCAUCAAUGUAAUAAUAUUUCUCUUGUCAUGGACCUAGAACAAGAAAAUGCUUGUAUGUAUUUUCUUUGUUACUAAUAAAAUACACUUUUUU
Lycium ferocissimum is the source of this 803-nucleotide messenger RNA. RefSeq names its product bidirectional sugar transporter SWEET12-like. NCBI's taxonomy places the organism in Eukaryota, Viridiplantae, Streptophyta, Magnoliopsida, Solanales, Solanaceae. The record is from RefSeq and is a predicted model, not a curated record. Gene Ontology annotation, molecular function: sugar transmembrane transporter activity. The transcript is spliced from 3 exons. Gene Ontology annotation, cellular component: membrane. Gene Ontology annotation, biological process: carbohydrate transport. The annotation marks the transcript as partial.